UAAAAUGUCAUAUUCUGAAUUUGGAAAAUGGCCGCGAAACAGAAUUCUUUUGUGCAAGAAGGCUCAAAAUCGGAUUCCACAUCUGACGAUAUUCCGCUGACAUCCUUGGAAGAAAGCUUAUUGAGUCUGGAAAAGUUAGACCGAGCCUCACCAGAACUUUGGCCAGAGCAAAUACCAGGAGUAUCGGAGUUUGCACCGUUACAAAACGCUGAUGGCUCUCCUCCAGCCUGGAAUAUAGAGUUCACGAAAAAGGACUAUACUUACAUGCAACAAUUAAGUUCAUUACCUACAAGUGGACUUAUUAUGGAGGUGAAGAAAUUACAUGAUGUCGCUUAUCAGUUAGGAUUGGAAGAAGCCAAAGAAAUGACAAGAGGAAAAUAUUUAAAUAUAUUCACCUCAAGACGACAAAGGUAGUUAUCUACAGUUUUAUUUAAUAUCAUUUGUUAAAUUUGAUUUUGGUAUAUAAGUUAUAAGUAAUAAUAAAUGUGCUAUAAUUAGAGAGUAAAGUUUUAUUAUGUAACACUUAAGCUUUAAUAAUCAAUAAAAGAAGGAAGCUCCGUCAUAGAGCAACACUGGAGUCAGUAUGCUUUAGAAAUAUUUGGGAUAUCGACAGCGUAAAGUAAACAACAUUCUAUGUAGUCCGUCAGUUACGAUUAUCAAAAUAUAAUGGACCAAAAAUGGCAAUGAUAAGCACAUCUAAGUUUGGAAGUGUGGGCUUGUGAAUUCAAAGCUAAGUAAAAAAUUUACCAUCAUGUGGCAAUUAA
Chilo suppressalis (striped riceborer) is the source of this 764-nucleotide messenger RNA. The record is from the annotation of a GenBank genome assembly. Lineage: Eukaryota; Metazoa; Arthropoda; Insecta; Lepidoptera; Crambidae.